Haemorhous mexicanus (house finch) is the source of this 945-nucleotide messenger RNA. It is a transcript of the gene OLIG2, whose product is annotated as oligodendrocyte transcription factor 2. Gene Ontology annotation, biological process: myelination; oligodendrocyte differentiation; neuron differentiation. The record is from RefSeq and is a predicted model, not a curated record. Gene Ontology annotation, molecular function: DNA-binding transcription factor activity; protein dimerization activity. Bases 1 to 888 code for a protein of 295 amino acids. The transcript has a single exon. Lineage: Eukaryota; Metazoa; Chordata; Aves; Passeriformes; Fringillidae.
AUGGACUCGGACGCCAGCCUGGUUUCCAGCCGCCCGUCCUCCCCGGAGCCCGAUGACCUCUUCCUCACGGCCAGGAAUAAAGGCAGCGGCGGGGGCUUCACGGGCGGCACCGUGUCCAGCUCCACGCAGAGCGACUCUCCGCCGGAGCUGAGCGCCGAGCUGCGCAGCGCCAUGAGCGCUGCGGGGGUGGUGGUGGUGGACAAGCUGGGCUUCAAGUCCUCGUCGUCGUCCUCCUCCUCGUCCUCCUCUUCCUCCUCCAAGAAGGACAAGAAGCAGAUGACGGAGCCGGAGCUGCAGCAGCUGCGGCUGAAGAUCAAUAGCCGGGAGCGCAAGCGGAUGCACGACCUGAACAUCGCCAUGGACGGGCUGCGGGAGGUGAUGCCCUACGCGCACGGCCCGUCGGUGCGCAAGCUCUCCAAGAUCGCCACGCUCCUCCUGGCGCGCAAUUACAUCCUCAUGCUCACCAACUCCCUGGAGGAGAUGAAGCGCCUGGUUAGCGAGAUCUACGGCGGCCACCACGCCGGCUUCCACCCCGCCGCCUGCCCCGGCGGCAUGGGCGCGCACUCGGCGCCGCUGCCCGGCCACCCGGGCCACCCGGCCUCGCACCCCGUGCACCACCCCAUCCUGCCCCCCGCCGCCGUCUCCAGCGCCUCCCUGCCCGGCUCCGGCCUCUCGGCCGUCAGCUCCAUCCGGCCCCCGCACGGGCUCCUCAAGUCGCCCUCGGCCGCCGCCGCCGCCGCCGCCGCCGCCCCGCUGGGCAGCGGCUUCCAGCACUGGGGGGGGAUGCCGUGCCCCUGCAGCAUGUGCCAGGUGUCGGCCCCGCCGCACCACCACGUCUCCGGCAUGGGCACGGCCAGCCUGCCCAGAUUAGCCACCGACACCAAAUGAGUCCCUCGGCGGGGCGGCCCCGCCGCGCUCCCCGCGCCUCCAGGACCUACAGACGCU